UUUCGAUAAGUUAACGACGUAAUGCUCCAAGAACGAGGUUGUAAGGCAGUAAACGAAAAGUCAUGGUUGUGGCGGCUCUCUUCUGAUCGGACUGUGAGAGAAUGAGAAGCAAUGCAAAACAAGACUGGUGCUGAAGAGGUGCAGGUGUACCUUGCUUCCUGAUCGCAAUAACAGCUGCCUCCUUUCUGCCUAAUAAUACCUACGCAGCACCUAUUUUUGUUUUGUUUUGUAGUCUUGGUCUCUUUGAUCUUUGCGCCCAUAAUUGAAGAUUUUCUCAAGCUCCUGGACCUAGACUAGACCACAAGACCGUCACACAUUUUACUUUGAAUUUGUCGGUCAAACUUCGCUACCGCGUCCACGUCACCCUCCCAAGACUGCUACCCCGCCAAAACUUAAGGCCGAUUAUUUACGAGGCAGGGGUUGUUACUUUUUUUUCUCGGUCUACGAAAUCGACUGGGGACGACAAGGGCGACUAAAAACGUUUAAUCAUUCGACAACCGCCUACCUUUGCCUUAUCUACGACCCCCUAACUACCUGAACUUCAUUACCUUCGUAAACGGACAUACGUACAGCAUAUUGUCUAUCUGCAUUCAACCCCCCAUCACGAUUACAUUCGGCAUAAACCUUAUUUACCCAGCUUCCAUUUGAUUCCCUCCGCGACAAGCUCAGAAAUCCCAUAAAAGACCGCCCGUCAUGGUCGUCGACACCGCGUACUACGACACGCUCGGCGUGCAGCCGACGGCGACGGAGCUCGAGAUUAAAAAGGCGUACCGCAAGCUCGCCAUCGUGCACCACCCGGACAAAAACCCCAACGACCCCAACGCGCACGAGAAGUUCCAGGAGAUUGGCGAGGCAUACCAGGUUCUGUCGGACCAGGACCUGCGCAAGGCCUACGACAAGUAUGGCAAGGACCACGCCAAGCCGACCGAGGGCUUCGCCGACCCGGCUGAGUUCUUCACCAGCAUCUUUGGCGGCGACGCCUUUGUCGACUGGAUCGGAGAGAUCAGCCUCAUGAAGGACCUGACCGCCACCAUGGACAUCACGCUCAGCGAGGAGCAGGAGGCCGAGGAGGCCGCUGCUGCCGCCGCUGCUGCGGGUGGUGCUGGCGCUGCUGGUGCCGCGGGGACGGCUGCGGGUGCUACGGAUGCAGAGUUCCCCGGUACGGAUGAGGCGAUGAAGGAGAGCAUGAAGACGGGCGCGGCGCCAGGUGCUGCCCCCGCUGCAGACCACACCACCGGCGCGCCGGCACCACCGCCGCCGACGGUAGUAGUCGAGGAUGAAAAGGCGGGUGCGGCAGCACCUGCCGCGGCCGGGGCCGCCCCGAGCCCGUCGCCGACACCAUCUCGCACAUCAACACCAGGGCCUUCCGGGCGGUCAACUCCCGGAAAGCACGCGAUCCCGCUCCGGCCGGCGCUGAUGGACAGGCCAUCAGACUCGUCGGAGCUGGGCACGACGGAGGAGGAGAGGAACCUGCGGGCCAAGGGCAAGAAGGCGAGUCUGAGCAAGGAGCAGCGGGAGCAGCUGGCGGCGUACGAGCGGGAGCGGGCGCGCAUCCGACAGGAGAGGGUGGACACGCUGGCGCAGAAACUCAUUGACCGCAUCAGCAUCUGGACCGAGACGGACAAAGGCGCGGACGUGACGGCGGCGUUCAAGGAGAAGACGCGACUCGAGGUAGAGAACCUCAAGAUGGAAUCGUUCGGCCUCGACAUCCUGCACGCCAUCGGUCAGACGUACGUGGCCAAGGCCACCAGCCUGCUGCGGAGCCAGAAGCUGUUUGGCAUCAGCGGCUUCUUCAGCCGGAUCAAGGACAAGGGCACCAUCGUCAAGGAGACGUGGAACACCAUCAGCUCGGCCAUCGACGCGCAGCAGAGCAUGGAGGAGAUGGCCCGCGCCGAGGAGAAGGGCGGCGAGGACUGGACCGACGAGAAGAAGAUGGAGUACGAGAGGCGGGUCACGGGCAAGAUCCUGACGGCGGCCUGGAGGGGUAGCAAGUUUGAGAUCCAGAGCGUGCUGCGCGAGGUGUGCGACGCCGUGCUCAACGACAAGAAGGUGCCUUUGGCUAAGAGGCUGGAGAGGGCUCAGGCGUUGGUGAUUGUCGGCGAUAUUUGCGCAAAGGCUGCACGAACCCCCGAAGAAGAGGGCGACUACAUGGCCUUUGAGCAGCUCGUGGCCGAGGCGGCCAUGAAGAAGGACAAGAAGGAAAAGGAAAAGGACAAGAAGGAUGACAAGACCCCGGGCAAGAAGGAUGACAAGUCGGCAGCUGCCGCAGAGACUGCGGCAAACGCUCCCAAUGUUCCCGAGGCUGGCAAGUCGUAAGAUAACUUUUGCGAGGCAGCAGGGCUGUCAUCAGACUUGGGGAGGUGGAGGUGAAUACCUGUAAUACGAGGCGUGUAUCCUGCGAGGCUUGUGUCUUUUUUUUCGGCCUUUUUUACUUCUUUUUUUUUGCAAUGGGGUUUUUGAUCGUCCAUAUUUUGCCCUAGAUUAGUAUUCUUCUUUUUCUUAUUCUGGCUGUUUUCUCGGUCCCGUCAUCACCCUCUUCAAUACCACUGCAUAGAUGUUUUAUAGAUUCGAAAAAGCUGCAGGUACCCUAGUUGUACUCAACCGGUAAUUAAUCAGCUCGUGAUGAUCAGGUA
Messenger RNA from Pyricularia oryzae 70-15, 2633 nucleotides. RefSeq names its product DnaJ domain-containing protein. NCBI's taxonomy places the organism in Eukaryota, Fungi, Ascomycota, Sordariomycetes, Magnaporthales, Pyriculariaceae. The transcript has 2 exons. Gene Ontology annotation, cellular component: cytosol. The record is from RefSeq and is a predicted model, not a curated record. The coding region runs from base 694 to 2316 and encodes 540 amino acids. Gene Ontology annotation, biological process: protein import into peroxisome matrix.